AAAGUUUAGAAUUGAAAAAAAAAAAAAAAGAUUUUAAACAAGCUGCCAAAUGUUUUUGGAAAGAGCUUCCACCAGUCCACCACUUGAGCAUAAAAAAAAUAAUUGUCAAACUAGUUGUACUUCUGCUAUACCCAUUGGACUGUAAGGAAAAUUGCUCUUAAUUCAGCUUCCAUGGCUGAACCUGCUUUCUCCAUUCUUCCAUGUAGCAUCUGUAAAAAGCACCAUCAACGAUGGCUAGAGUUCACCAACCAUCCAUUCCUUAUGUCUCCUGGGCUCAAUAUUUCACCUAGAAUAUUCUUCAGACUUAACAAAAUCCAUGAAAGACUUUGAACUUUUUGCCUAACUACCUCCAAUGGAUAGAAAAAUGCAACCUACUCCUUGUAGGGAGGGCUUCAUUUGAAACUCCCCAAAGUAUCACCUCGUUUUGAAUGAGAGAGAAUCGAAAGAAUUCUUUCUUAUCUAUUUGAAUGAAAGAUUACAAGCUUUAUAUAUAUUGAGCUAGAGCUAACAACACUAACAAUGUAAAGACCGCCUAACUUUAAUAUAGUAGAUCAUGAAAUAAUUAGAGUUUAAUUAUGAGAUUGAGUUAUAAAUCAUGAUUUACGCAUUUGUGGAGAUUUAUAUGAAUUCAGAUUAUGCUAUUUAUGAUAUAUGUGUAUUUCUUGUUUAUCGUAUUUUGUGCCUAGUGGCAGUGGAACGCGACGUUGGGCCAUUAGAGAGUCACGUUUUUAUAUGGUUUAGAAUUUUAUUAGUAGCGGGACAACAUGGUUGAUCAUUGGAAAUAUCGGGAAAUUGUUGGAUUGGAUCGGAGUCCGAGGGACAAUACUUGCAUUAUAUUCCUCUUCAAAUUCUUCUUUGCACCUUUCAUGCUUGCUUUACAUGUUUUUCAUUGAGAUUUUUACACCUCAUGUCAAAAUUGACAUCUUUUUUUACAUUUUUAUCAAUACACGGUUUUUUAAACUUUUUUAACUUUUACAUUUUUCAAUUUUACUUUUCAAAAAGUUUCAUAAUUACAAUUUUACCUUUUCCCUUCUUCCUUACACACGUACACGCACGCCACCUCAUAACUCCUUUCUUAUUUUUUUUUUUUUUGAAUUUUUCAUUUAUCUGAUUCUUCCACUCUUCAAAUCGAGCUUCCCACGAUCACCAUUAUCAAGCCCUAACCCAUUUCUUCUUCCCACGAUCACCUUCUCCAAGCCCUCACCCACGUUUUCCUCAACCUACAUUGUCAUCCUCCACUAUAUUUUUUCUAUAUAAAUGGCAUCCACUAGAAGUGGUUCGAAAUCACCAUCUCCGGCGAAGAAACUUUCUAAAAAAUCGAAGAAGCCUCCAACUGUUACUUCCAAAGUCGAAGCUAAGAUGGGGUUAAAAAAAAUUGCUAAAAAUUUAGUGGGUGAUGUUCCAGAGACAUCGGGCACUAAGAAAAGAGCCCUUCCAGUUAAGGCCGAUGCUCAUAAGCCUAAGAGAGCAAAAAUUUCCAAGUCUGCACGCGAUGUAAGUUUCUCUUUGUUGUUUUUAAAUUUUUCUUUAGUUUUUUUCUGGUUGUUUUAUUUGUGGUGUUACAUUUGAUGAUUUAAAGUUUUCCCCAUUUUUUGUUCUAGGUUUCCUCAGAUUCUGAUUUUGAGGAUGAAGUGCAUGCUGAGGACCAAAAGCCUAAAGUUAAAUCGAAGGUCCAUGCUAGGACCUCAGAGAAGGUUGAAGGAUUUGACUUACCAAAGAAAAAUCCCCCUAAGGUGUCCUUUUUUUAAAAAAAAAUUAUUUUUAUUAUUUGUUUUCUGUUUUUGUUUUAGUUUUUUUUGUUUUUGUCCUGAUUUAUUUUGUUUCAAUUGAUACAGGAAUGGGAUUAUAUUUAUGACCAGAAGAAUCUCUUCAUUGCGAAAGCCUUUUCGACUGCUACUUUCCAGGUGAUAGAGAACAUUAAGUCUUGUCUUUCAGAUGUACAGCUUGAAAUGUUUUCCAAAACCUGUUUUGGACAUUUCCUUAACCUUCCUGAUUUUAAAGUUCAACCCCAAGUGUUUCAUGGGUUGUUGCUCCGGGAGGUUCAGCAACCUAAUGAUGCUGAGUUGUGGGUAAUGAUACGCGGUGUUAGGCUUAGGUUUAGCAUUGAGGAGUUUGCUUUGAUUACUGGGUUAGACUGUGAAUGUGACUGUAGUGUUUUAGAUUUUAAGCAAGACGUUAAUAGUCUUUGUGAAAAAUAUUGGCCAACUUCGUCCUCUAUCACUAAGGAAUCUGUUAGGGAAUGUUUUACCACCAAGAGGUGGGGUGAUUCUGAUGAGGAUGCUGUGAAGUUGGCAGUUUUGUAUUUUGUGGAGUGGUUCUUGCUUAGUGGCACUAAGCAUAAAAAUGUACCUAAGUCUAUUUUAGAUGUUGUAGAUAGUGGGAGGUACAAUGAAUUUGCUUGGGGCCGGAGUUCUUUUGAAUUGAAUAUUUCCUCAUUGAAGGGUAAGCUUGAUAGUUGGGUUGAGGGUGUUAGGAAGGCAAGGAGUUCGGGAAAGAGGCCGAGUGUUUUUUACACUUUGAUUGGUUGUCCUCAUGUUCUUCAAAUUUGGUUCUACGAGUGUUGUAAGUACAUGAAAGGUAAGUACUGCCAAAAGGAAAACUCUCGUAUUCCAAGGAUCACUCAGUGGACAUGCAAUAGUCAGCCUACUUUCAAAGUUUUGAAGACUACUAUUUUUGAUGUUUCUAAAGAUAAGGUAUAUCUGUUUGUUGUAAUUUGGUUUUUCAGUAGUUGUUUUUAUGUUGUUUUUCAUUAUUAAUAAUCUUCAUAAUUGAAAUUUUCAUUUUGUUGUUUUUUGAUCAGCUGCAACUUUCAAAUAUGAGGCCCACGGCUGGUGAGUUCAAAGCUUUGAAACUGAGCAGUUUCAAGUUUGACACUGACUACAACUCUUACAAGAGUCUUCCUGUUCCCGAAGAGCCAACUGUUGCUCAGAGUGACAUUUCUGUCAAGCUUGAUGCUUUUUCUGAGAAAUUUGAUGGGUUGGAGGUCAAGAUCGAUUUGUUGCAUACUUCCCAACAGAAGAUUUCAUCAGAUUUGGUUGAGUUGAAAGAGUUUGUGUCUGCACAGUUUGUUUCUUUUGGUGCUCAGAUGGCUUCAAUGCAGACACAGUUUUCUACUGUUUUUGCCGAUUCCUAUGCCAAGGACAAAGGCAGUGACUCUUCCAAUGAUGAUGAUGGAAGUGGUGAUGAAGCAGAUUUUGAUUUAAAUGAAUCUGAAGAAACUGAUGACAAUGAAGAAGAGAAUGUUAUGGGUGAUGAAGAAGGUGAGGGUAGUGAAGGUGAAGAGAAGGAUGGUCAAGCUGAUGAAGAUUCUGACUCAAAAGAAAAAAAUGAUAAGGGCAGUGAUGAUGAAUCCACUGAUAGUGAGGAGAAGGUAGAUAAGUAGACAAUGUAACUAGGUUUUAGUUACUUUGUGUGGUUUAUUUUGUUGUAAGUCCGUUUUAGGUAGUGGUCUUGUAAUUCUAUGUUCUUGUUAUGUCUCUUGUUAUGUUUUAUUUUUUUUUAAAAAAAAAAAAUUUACAACUAUUUUUCAGACUAUUUAUUUGUAUUUAUUAUGUUAUUUAUAUGGUUGUGUUUAUAGAUUAUGUUGUUCGCAAUUUAUUGUUGGUCUUCUUAUUUUACUUGUUGUUUUUAUUUUGUUUUUAAGUUGUUAUGUAGUUUUUUUUUUUGUUGUUGAAGUCUUUCACAAAAAAUAACUUCACUUUUUUUUUCCAUUUUCUUUUUCCUUUAUUUUCUGUAUCAAGAAUUUCGUUGAUUUCAAUGACGGGCCUACUCAAAUAGAUGUUGAGGCUACUGUUCAGUCCGGUGUAAAAGCAGUUGAGAUUAUGGUAAUGUUGCUUUUGUGUUGUUUUUUGGUUGUGUAAAGGUUGUUAUUUUUUAACCAUGCUCUAAUUACUUUUUAAUACCAUAUAUAAACAGAUGUCUUCAGAUGGAAUUGGUGGUGAUUCUUGUAAACAGAUUUCAGUUUCUGAAAAUGUUGAGGUUACGGAUCGUCGUCUUGUUUGUUUUGAGGUAUAUUUUUUUUUGGUUGUUUUUUAGUUUCUUCAUACUUUUUGUGUUUAACACUGUCUUUUUUCUUUCAUUUUUGUGGAAAAAAUAUAUUAGAUGGGUGCAACAGGUCUCAAUGUUGAUUCUAACAUUGAACUUGAAGAUGACCCAAUUCCCGUUGAAGAAACUCCUCUUGUUGACAAGAGGAAAUCUAAGAAACCCAUAGCGCUGACGUCUCCGUUUAUGGAGUAUGACUCUUCCAUUUCUAGUUCUAAAGAUGGUUCUGGUUAUGGAGUUGUUAAGUAUGUGGCUGGGUUGUGUCCUCUCGAUGAUAAGAUUGGUGAAGAUGUAGAACAUAAAGACGAGAAUGAUUUUGACUUGUGGCUUGGUGAAGGACGCCGAUCGAAGAAAGAUCCGUAAGUGUUUAUUUUCAGCAUUUUUGUUGUGUUUUUGUAUUUUUUGUUUUUUACUUUACUAUUUAUGUUUCAAUUUUUUUUUUUUAAUGUUAGGCAUGACAAGGACAAGGUUUACUUGAAGGGUAAGGAUAAGAUUGUUCCCCCUUUUCGUUUUGACGUGGAAGAUGUUGCAACCAAGAUGUGGUUCCACAAGCUUCCAUAUCCUGGCCAAUGUUUAACUAAUUCUGUAAGUUAAUUUAUUUUUUCUUUUGAUUUUUUUCAAAAAUUUCAGUCUAUAGUUUUCUUCAUGUUGUUUGUUGGUUGUUUUUUAGUUGUUGAAAUAUAAUUCAUUUUCUGAUUUUCGAACAUUUCUCAUUUUUUAUUGUUUAGCAUCUGGACAUCAUUUUUUACUAUCUACGUAAAAAAGGAAAGUAUGCAAAGGAGCCAAAGGUUAAGUUCACAACCACCGAUUCCUUAUUCUUUAAAACCAUUCAUGCUUUGUAUGAACAAUUUAUUGCACAGAAAAAAAAAUCUUUCUUUGAUAACUGCCCAGCAUGCCAUUGCUGAUUAUAUCAGAGGUAGAAAAAUGUUAUGUGGUUCCCCUUGGCAUUUGUGCGAUCAUGUUUUGUUUAUCAUCCAUAUGGAGACUGAAUCACAUUGGAUUCUUGGUCGAUUGAAUAUUGAGGAAAGGCGUAUGUACAUGUACAACUCCUUGUCGACUGCUAUGAAAGAUAGUGCUGCUAUCAAAGCUUGUCAGCCAUUUGCGGUGUUGUUGCCCCACUUUUUUGCUUUGUUUGAUGAGUUCAAAAAGGAAAACAAACCGGUUUGUUUAGACCCUUUCGAAGUUGUUAAGGUUGAUGGUUUGCCUCAACAAACCUCGAAGUAAGUUGUUUUUAUUUUUUAUUUUCAAAUGUUUUUAAAAUUUUGUAUGUUAUUUUCCUUUUUUAAGUUUUUCUGCUGUUGUUUUUUGGUUGUUUUGCAGUGACUGUGGUUGUUUCGUUGCAUCGUUUGCCGAAUACUUCAUUGAUAUGAAACCGAUUCCUCCCAUAUUUGAUGUUGAGAAACACCGUGAUAGGCUUGCUGUGUUGUUCUAUAAGUAUGCUCGCAUGAAAGAAUUGGAUUUUAUUGAUAGUGAAGAUGAGGCUCCUCCAAAGGGUCCAAAGAAGAAUUUGUCUUAGUUAUCUAUUGGUUGUUGUUGGAAAUACUACUUUUUUUAUUUAGCUUUUGUUUUUUCUAUUACCAGAUUAUGUUCAUAAUCAUAGACAAGUUGUUGUUUCUAUAAUGUUUUUUUCUUUAUUGGAAUUGGUUUUUUAUUUGUUCA
Cannabis sativa is the source of this 5700-nucleotide messenger RNA. RefSeq lists its product as uncharacterized. The transcript has 3 exons. Bases 2816 to 3382 code for a protein of 188 amino acids. The record is from RefSeq and is a predicted model, not a curated record. Lineage: Eukaryota; Viridiplantae; Streptophyta; Magnoliopsida; Rosales; Cannabaceae.